Molecule: messenger RNA, 1447 nt
Organism: Anguilla rostrata (American eel)
Lineage: Eukaryota; Metazoa; Chordata; Actinopteri; Anguilliformes; Anguillidae
Gene: scpep1
Product: serine carboxypeptidase 1
Exons: 14
Coding region: 105-1424 (439 amino acids)
Biological process (GO): proteolysis
Molecular function (GO): serine-type carboxypeptidase activity
Source: RefSeq, a predicted model, not a curated record
ACAUCUAUCUUCCGGUUUAAUGUUGGGUCAGCUGAUUGGAAAGUCAUGUGACUGGAUCAAGCCGUGUGCGCAGCGCGAACGAUCUUGCUUAUUGUUCCUGAAAUAUGGAGCCUUUAAACAUAGUCACGGGACUGUUGCUUUUCAUUGUUAUCGCUCCAGGUUCUCCGGGCACAGUGCCAGGUGCGGAGUCAUGGGGGUAUGUGGAUGUCCGCGAGGGGGCGCACAUGUUCUGGUGGCUGUACCCCGCCAACGACGCGACGAGGAGCUACAAGGAGCUGCCACUCGUGAUGUGGCUGCAGGGUGGGCCCGGAGGAUCCAGCUGCGGUUUUGGGAACUUUGAGGAGAUCGGACCCCUGGACAGAGAUUUGGCCCCCAGAAAAACAUCCUGGGUCAACGCUGCCAGCGUGCUGUUCGUGGACAACCCCGUGGGCACGGGCUACAGCUACACGGACACGGCAGACGCGCUGACCAAGGACGUCGCCAUGAUCGCGGCGGACAUGAUGGUCCUGCUGAAAAGCUUCUUCGCGGAAAAGGCGGAAUUCCAGAGCAUUCCCUUUUACAUAUUCUCUGAGUCCUACGGAGGGAAAAUGGCCGCGGCUAUUGGGCUGGAGCUGACCAAGGCCAUUGAACAGAGGGCAGUUAAAUGCAACUUUGCUGGGGUUGCCCUGGGAGACUCCUGGAUUUCCCCCAUGGACUCUGUGCUCACCUGGGGUCCGUACCUGUACAGCACAUCCCUGCUGGACGACCUGGGCCUGCUGGAGGUGAGCAAGGCCGCCAAGGCCGUGCAGGAGGCCGUGGACCAGGGCCAGUUCCAGAAGGCCACGGAGCUGUGGUCCGUGACCGAGACCGUGGUGGAGCAGAACACCAAUGGAGUCAAUUUCUAUAACAUCCUCACCUCAGACCCUGACGAGAGGGUCAAGCAGACGGCAGCGUCUGGAUAUUUGGACGCACUGAAGCGCCGUCACGUCCAGCCUCUGCACAGACGCUCCCUCAGCCAGCUGAUGAACGGACCAAUCCGGAAGAAGCUGGGCGUCAUCCCCCAGAAUGUGACCUGGGGAGGCCAGGCUGGUGACGUCUUCACAAGCAUGGAAGGUGACUUCAUGAAGCCCGUGGUGGACAUUGUGGACCAGCUGCUGGCGGCAGGAGUCAACGUCACGGUCUACAACGGACAGCUGGACUUAAUCGUGGACACCAUAGGCCAGGAGCUGUGGGUGAAGAAGCUGAAUUGGCCCGGGCUCCCCGACUUCACCCAGCAGAGAUGGACGGCGCUGGUGGACCCCGCGGCCCCCGACCAAACCGGCGCCUUCUUCAAGGCCUACAAGAACUUCGCCUUCUACUGGAUCCUGAAGGCUGGCCAUAUGAUACCGUCCGAUCAGGGGGCCAUGGCCCUGAAAAUGCUGCGGAUGGUGACACAGCAGGAGUGACCCCCCCUUCUACCCCCCCCCCA